AUGUUUUCUUCAAAUCGUCUAUCCUGGCUUUCGCUGGUUGCUGGUAUUGUCGCUGGUGUCAAUGGAGGUAUUGGCGCUGAUGUUUCCUACCGCUUCCACGUCGACCCUCGCUCUGGCGAUCUCAUCUCUGACCACUUUGGCGGUCCGGUAGAUGAUUUCACUGGUCCGGCACAAAUUUCGAACAGUGGCUGGUCAACUGGACUUGAUAACGUCGGCACUCCUGGCUUGACCAACAUCCGCCGCGAGUUUCCAGACAUCGGUCGUAGCGAUUUCCGUCUUCCUGCCAUCCACAUCAGUCAUGCCGAUGGUGAUACUGUCUCUGCUUUCACAUAUCAAAGCCACGAAAUUGUUCAAGGGAAACCUGCACUGAGCGGACUUCCUGCAACAUAUGGAAAUGCUGGAGAUGUCACAACACUGAUCGUCAAGCUUUACGACAACUACUCGGAUGUCUCUGCUGCAUUGUCAUACUCGGUCUUCCCCGAAUACAAUGCAAUCGCAAGAAGCUUCCAAAUCACCAACAAUGGUACCAACAACAUUUCUAUCGAGAGAGCAGCCAGUUUCAGUACAGAUCUGCCCAAUCUUGACUUGAAAAUGCUUGAGUUGCAAGGUGACUGGUCCCACGAAGCCAACAGAGUCAUUAGAAAUGUCGAUUUUGGCGAGACCGGCUUCAGAAGUACCGAAGGCUACUCUUCUCAUAUUCACAACCCCUUCUUCGCACUCCACUCUCCUACCACAACCGAGACUACUGGCGAAGCUUGGGGAUUCAACCUUGUCUACACUGGCAGUUUUGCUGCAACUGCUGAGCGAUUCUCUCAUGGCUUUGUUCGUGUCUUGCUUGGGUUGAACCCUCUUCAUGCUAGCAUCCCUGUUGGACCUGGCCAGACAUUCCAAUCUCCCGAGGCUGUCGGCAUCUACUCAUCUCAGGGCAUCGGUGGCAUGUCACGUUCCUUCCACGAUCUGUAUCGUAACCAUCUCUCUAGAUCAAACCAUACUUUCGAGACAAGACCGGUUCUUCUCAAUUCUUGGGAAGGUCUUGGUGCCAACAUCAACGAGUCGUCGCUGGAGAAUCUGGCUCAAGAAACAGCUGAGCUUGGUAUCAAGCUAUUCGUCAUGGACGAUGGAUGGUUUGGCACUGCUCCCUAUGCACGCACAAACGACACUGCUGGUCUUGGAGACUGGACACCAAACCCUGCUCGUUUCCCCAAUGGUCUUGGUCCGUACGUCAACACUGUGGAUAGUUAUGCCGUUGCAAACAGUACCAAUGACCUCUCAUUCGGUAUCUGGGUUGAGCCUGAGAUGGUCAACCCCAAUUCUACGCUCUACCAAGAACACCCCGACUGGGUCAUGCAUGCCGGCAAUCACGUUCGCACACUCACUCGCACCCAAUUGGUCCUGAAUCUUGGACUCCCAGAAGUCCAGGAUUACCUCAUCAAUGCGAUUUCCAGCAUCAUCAAAUCUGCCAACAUCUCAUACAUCAAGUGGGAUAACAACAGAGGUAUCCAUGAAAUGUCAUCACCAGCCGCCGACUAUGCAUACACUCUGGGCAUGUAUCGCUUGAUGGAUAAUCUGACAGCCUCCUACCCUUCCAUCCUCUGGGAAGGCUGUGCCUCGGGCGGUGGUCGCUUCGAUGCUGGUAUCCUGCACUACUACCCACAAUCAUGGACGUCCGACAAUACGGAUGCUUCCGAUCGCUUGACCAUUCAGAUGGGUACAUCCCUCGCAUACCCUCCCUCAUCCAUGGCCUGCCACGUCUCCAAAGUGCCCAACGGGCUGACCAACCGCAACAUCUCCAUCGAGUAUCGUGCUCACGUAGCCCUGAUGUGCGGAUCUUUCGGCUUCGAACUCAAUCCAGUAGAUCUCAGUGCAGAGGAACGCGCUGCCAUCCCUUCCAUCAUUGCGACACACGACAAGAUCAAUCCCAUUGUUAUCUCUGGCUCCUUCUACCGAAUCGCAUGGCCUGGAGAUACAAACUGGCCCGCUGUGCAAUUUGUUUCGGAAGACGAGAACACAGCAGCGGUGUUUGCAUUCCAGCAACAAGCUGUCAUCAAACCUGCGCCUCCGCCGCUCAAGAUGCAGGGUUUGAACGGCACUGCGAGGUACUCAAGUAACUUGUUCAAUGGUACUUUAAGUGGUAACACAUUAAUGAAUGGAGGAUUGAACUUGGGCUGGCAGUUGGCCGAUUAUCAGAGUAUGCUGAUCUGGCUGUACAAGGAGUAA
Messenger RNA from Aureobasidium uvarum, 2217 nucleotides. The record is from the annotation of a GenBank genome assembly. Lineage: Eukaryota; Fungi; Ascomycota; Dothideomycetes; Dothideales; Saccotheciaceae.